Molecule: messenger RNA, 871 nt
Organism: Neofelis nebulosa (Clouded leopard)
Lineage: Eukaryota; Metazoa; Chordata; Mammalia; Carnivora; Felidae
Product: protein NYNRIN-like
Exons: 1
Biological process (GO): DNA integration
Molecular function (GO): nucleic acid binding
Source: RefSeq, a predicted model, not a curated record
GGACUACUCACUGCUGAAGGCAAAGACAUCAAAAAUAAAGAUGAAAUUCUGGCCCUAUUGGCCGCUAUUUGGGCCCCUAAAAAAUUGGCCAUAGUACAUUGCCCGGGUCACCAAAAAAAUAACUGAUCCAGUCUCUCGAGGGAAUAACCUCGCUGACCAGACUGCACGCCAGGUAGCACAAAACCUCAUUCAAGUACUCCCUGCGCAGCUACCAGACCCAGGGCCCCGAGAUUUACCCCCACAGCCUGAAUACUCAGAAGAUGAUCUUAUUUGGAUGCGCAAGCUCCCCAUGACACAAGUUACAGAUGGAUGGUGGAGGGACUCUAGAGACCGCCUUAUCCUUCCCGAAAAAUUGGGCCACGCAAUCCUGACAAAAAUACACCACUCUACCCAUUUGGGGCCCCGAAGACUUCAGGAUCUCUUCAGACAAUCUCAACUGGUAUUAAAAAACAUCUCUGACCAGACAGAAAGGGUUGUGACAGCCUGUUCUACAUGUCAACUCCAAAACGCGCACCCACAUACCACAGCCCAAGGCCACCGAAAAAGAGGAACCAUACCAGGAGCCCACUGGGAAGUGGACUUCACCGAGGUAAAGCCCGGCAAAUACGGCUAUAAAUACUUACUAGUGUUCAUAGACACUUUUUCAGGAUGGACUGAAGCCUUCCCAACCAAGAAGGAAACGGCGCAGAUAGUAGCCAAAAAGAUCCUAGAGGAAAUCCUGCCCAGGUAUGGUUUUCCAGUCAUGAUAGGGUCAGACAAUGGACCUGCAUUUGUUUCUAAGGUAAGUCAGGGAUUGGCUUCCGUACUUGGGGCAGAUUGGAAAUUACAUUGUGCCUACCGGCCCCAAAGCUCAGGACAAGUAGAAAGAAUG